Molecule: messenger RNA, 2091 nt
Organism: Trichomonas vaginalis G3
Lineage: Eukaryota; Parabasalia; Trichomonadida; Trichomonadidae
Product: microtubule motor protein
Exons: 1
Coding region: 1-2091 (696 amino acids)
Biological process (GO): microtubule-based movement
Molecular function (GO): microtubule binding; microtubule motor activity; ATP binding
Source: RefSeq, a predicted model, not a curated record
AUGAGUGAAGAUAAAAACGAUGGAAGUAUUAAAGUUUAUGUUAGAAUCCGCCCUGCAUCACAAACUAUACCAGACGAUUCAGCUCUUCAAAUAGAUGAGCUUGAUGAGCAUAAAAUUCGCAUUGGAUCAAAUACAACAACUGCAGCCUUUACAAAAGUCUUUGGAAAAGACACCAAACAGCCACAAGUUUUCGAUUGUAUUGCAAAACCCUUAAUCGACCAUGUUCUUGAAGGAUAUAAUGCUACGUUAUUUGCUUACGGUCAAACAGGUUCUGGUAAAACAUAUACUCUUACAGGAGGAGACUCAUAUGAGGAAAGAGGUAUCAUUCCUCGUAGUGUUGCAUAUCUUUACAAUCAAAUUAAACGUCAAAAUGAAUGGAAUUACACAGUAAGAACUUCAUAUAUCGAAAUUUACAAUACAAGUGUAUUCAACCUUCUUACAGAUGCUCAAAGUAUGGCAGCUCGUGGCGAUAAUAAACUUGAUCAUAUUGAAAUUCUCGAAUCUGGCAGCAAAAUCAUAUUGAAAACACGUGAAGACAGGAAUGAUUCACCACUACGAAUGUGUGAAGACUUCGAAUCCGCAUUACAAACCCUGUUUCUCGGUGAAACAAAUAGACAGAUUGCAGAAACAUACGCUAACGAUGUUUCUUCACGUUCCCAUGUUAUUUUCACCAUGCACAUUUCAUCAUCGAACAUCCAAACAGGCGAAAUCCGCGAAUCCAAAUUAAAUUUUGUCGAUCUUGCAGGUUCCGAAUCUGUCUCUCAAAUUGAGAAAGAAAAACAAGUCACAGAAGCUAAAUUCAUUAAUCUUUCGCUUUACUAUCUCCACAGAGUUAUCCAAGCCUUACAAACAAAGCAAGAAUUUAUUCCUUACAGAUUAUCCGCUCUUACUUUGUAUUUAAAGGAUUCUCUUGGUGGUAACACGAUGACGUCCAUGAUUGCUGCUUGCCAUCCCAAUGGUUCUGACUUUACCCUCAACACUCUUUCGUUUGCCGCACAAGUUAUGUCGAUUAAGAACAACGCAAGAGCAAACAUUUCCAUUGAUCCACAAGUUUUGAUACAAAAGCUCAGACAAGAGAUUGUUCGUUUAAGACAUGAACUCGCUGUUGCACGUGGUGAAGAAGAAGAUAAACCAAUGGAUGACGACGAAAAGAACCAAAUAAUUGAAGGAAUAACUGCUUAUAUACAACAAAAAUCGAAUUUUCCGCAGAUUAAUCCUUCAAGGUUUAAAUUCGCUGUUGAUUACAUUCAUGAGAACUUUGCGAAUACAGAGAUUAAGCAGAUAACAAACAGUGAAGAACCAAAAGCUCAAAAGGCAUCAAUACUUUCAGAUGAUGAAGUUAAAAAGGCAAUUUCAGCUCUUCAAAAGAAAAACAAACAAUAUGAAAAUGAAAUCAAUGUUUUGGUUAAAAUGUUAAAUAACAGAGAAAGUAAAGCAGAUACAUGGACGCAGACAUCAACAGGAAUUAGUGGAAAACUUGCUUAUACGGCAGAACUCGCUCAGAGAGUUGUAAAAGAAAGAAAGCCUGUAGAUAAAAAAGAAGCAUUUCAAAAAUUUUAUGUAAACCACAGAAAAUUCAAAGCAAUUCAAUUGAAUAAAAAAGUUUAUGAAGAAAAAGUUGAAGAAGCCAAGAAGUUGUCAACAACAGGUAAAGAACUUAAAGUUGAUAUAGAGUCUGUCAGAGCACAGUUAAAUAGUGAAGAAGACGAAGAAAAGAGGAAACAAAUUUUGCAAUCAUUAAGUCAGAAAAUGAGUGAAUAUGAAGGUCUCAGGAAGAGAUUGGAAUCAAUUAAAGAUGAGCUUGCUACUAUAGAUGAUAUGAAUAAAGUAAACAAGAAGGAAGUUAAACGAGAUUUCGCUGCAUUUUGGGAAGAACACUAUGGAAAACCAAAUGAAACUAACGAACAAAAAACUGUUUCUACUUCUACAGCAACUCCUGCUCCAGAAGUUAAAACAAGAGUUGGUGAUGAAAAAGCAGAUGCUAUCAUCAAUCAGUUCUUCCAGAAGAAAGAAGAAAUAAUGAGAAGACUUGCUGAAUCUCGUCAAAGUAAAAAUAGAUCAUCUGGAACUAAUACAGAAGGAAAUCAAUGA